Moesziomyces aphidis is the source of this 4845-nucleotide messenger RNA. Lineage: Eukaryota; Fungi; Basidiomycota; Ustilaginomycetes; Ustilaginales; Ustilaginaceae. The record is from the annotation of a GenBank genome assembly.
AUGAACCCUUUCGAAUCCGCUGCAGACAGCAGCCCGGCAAGGCAAGGCCGCAACGACGGCCCUCCUUCACUGCCUCCCCUCACCAUCCCAGGCGGCGCGCGAUCCCCACCACCGCCCUUCCAUCCACAACAACCACUCCAACAUCACCCCCAGCCCGGUUAUCUCGCACAACACCCGCCGCAACACCAACAUCACCCCCAAUUCCCUCCGCCGCGCUCGCAGCAACCUCCCUUCUUCUCGCCUCCGCUUGAUGCUGGCGCCGCAUUGCCUCCAAACAGCAACAUGGCGCCCGGAGGCAGCCACCAGGCGUAUCUCAACCCCAACGGCCCUCCUCGCCCCGCCGGCAUCUCGUUCCAAGAGCCACAGCGCAUCCCCGCUCAGCGCUCCGGUCCUUCGCGCGAGUCGGUCAAGUCGUACGGCGACGACAAGCGCGGCCUCAACGACCCCAACAGCAGCACCACUGCCCUCAACCAGGUCAACACCCUCGAUCCCGAGUCCGGCUUCUCGGCACAGAAUGCCAACUUCCGUCGCAAAAAGUCGCUCGUCCGUCCCGACCGCGAGCGCAUGGACCCCAACCAUCGCCAGUGGUACUACCGCAACCAUGCCGCACACAUGGACGUCAUUGCCGGCUCCGGCGGCCGAUUGGGCUACAUGCCCUCCACCACCGGCCACCUCCCUCAGCACGGCGCCGCCCCGCACGGCUCCGGAAUGGCUGGCAUCGUCGGUCCCGGAGGCGGCCUCAGCGGCCUCGGCGUCACCGGCCCUUCCAACGUGCCCCCCGGCGGUCUCGGACGCGCGCCUCCCCUCCGUCGCGGCAAGUCCAUCCUCGGCAGAGACGAGGACCAGAUCGAGACCGGCAUCAACGUGCUCAAGCGCGGCGUCUCGCUCCGACGCAAGCAGUCCAAGUCCGGUCGAGUCUCCAAGGAGGUGCCUCGCGACCUCGGCGAAGGCAAGAGCUCCCGCAUCGCUCCCGGCCCCGUCGGCGCAUGGAUGAUCUACUGCUACGUCCUCACCAUUUGCUGCCCAGGCCCGUUCCUCCGCAUCUUUGGCAUCCGCACCCCCGAGCAGCAGCGCGCCUGGCGUGAGAAGAUGGGCCUCAUUGGCAUCAUCACCCUCAUCAUGUCCGCCGUCGGCUUCCUCACUUUCGGCUUCACCCAGACCGUCUGCGGCACCCCGCCCGACCGCUACACCCUCGGCACCAUCGACGUUGGCUCCAUGACCUUUAACGGAUACGACUACAGCUUUGACGGCUUCAUUCACCCGCAGGUGGGCCCCUUUGGUGCCGACACGAUCUACAACCGCACCAACCCCAUCUACUCGGAGCCCUGGUCCUCGGGUGGCCAGGACGGCAGUCUGCUCUUCCAAAAGAUCGGCGCCGCCUGCUCCAGCCUCAUCACCAACCGCGCCGGCGGCGGUCAGCCCGAGCGUUACUUUGACUGCACCCUCGUGCGCCAGGACGGCAAGGGCGGAUACGCCAACAACACGACGCCCAUGUGCCACACCGGCUCCAUCGUCAACCAGUUUAACGACGGCGGCGUGCCUGCCAACCGCGUCCUCCGCAAGCGUGGCCAGGUCUCGCUCAACUGGAACAACGUCACCGACACUACGCGCAACCUCGCCGUCUUCCGCGGUGCCGUCCUCGAUCUCAACCGUCUCAACAACCUCACCAACACGCUCGCCUACCCGGCGCUCUUUGACACGCUCAAGCGCCGCAACGACGAGUGGGCCGGCCGCGACGUCACCUCGGCCGUCAUGCGCCAGCGCCUCGACAACGAGUUUGCCUGCCUCGAACAGAUCACCCGCAUCGGCUUCAUCGACUCCGAGACCAUCGGCUGCGUCGCCUCCAAGGUGGAGCUCUACCUCUCGCUCGUCUUCAUCAUUGGCGUUGUCGCCAUCAAGUUCUUCAUGGCCGUCCUCUUCGGCUGGUUCCUCUCGUGGCGCCUCGGCAACUACGCCAACGAGACGUACGAGCAGCGCAUGAAGCGUGCCGCCGAGAUCGAGCAGUGGUCCGACGACAUCUACCGUCCUGCCCCGGCCGGAUACCGUCCCAACGCGCGCAAGCACAAGUCGUUCCUGCCCACCCAGAGUCGAUUCUCGGUCGCCGAUCCGCUCAGCCUCAAGAGCGGCUCGCGCGCUCCCAUGCCGCUCAGCGAGAAGCGCAUGACCCGUGCUGGCCGUCUUGGUGUCGCCUCGCCUCUGGGCGGCUCGCCGCCUGGUUCGCCUUCGGUCGCCGGAGGCCGAAGCUCCGCCUCGUUGGCGCCCAAGGGCGACCACUCGCGCCGUUCGUCGCUCUCUGGCAGCCCUGGCGAAGGCGCCAUGGGCGUCUGCCCCUUCCCUCUGCACAACAUUGUUCCUCAGCCUGGACCCGACUACCGACCUUUCGGCUUCCAGCUCGCUCACUCGAUCUGCCUCGUCACCGCCUACUCCGAGUCCUUCGAGGGCCUGCGCACUACGCUCGACAGUCUCGCCACGACCGACUACCCCAACAGCCACAAGCUGCUCCUUGUCAUCGCCGAUGGUAUCGUCAAGGGCGCUGGCUCGGACAUCUCCACGCCCGACAUCUGUCUUUCCAUGAUGAAGGACCUCGUCAUCCCUGCCGAGGAGGUCGAGGGCAACUCGUACGUCGCCAUCGCCGACGGCUACAAGCGUCACAACAUGUGCAAGAUCUACGCCGGCUUCUACGACUAUGACGACGAGACCGUCGAGCGCUCCAAGCAGCAGCGCGUCCCCAUGAUCCUGGUCGCCAAGUGCGGCACUCCGCUCGAGGCCGACAGCGCCAAGCCAGGCAACCGUGGCAAGCGCGACUCGCAGGUGCUGCUCAUGGCCUUCAUGCAAAAGGUCAUGUUUGACGAGCGCAUGACGGCGUUCGAGUACGAGUUUUUCAACAGCAUCUGGCGCGUCACAGGCGUUUCACCCGACAACUACGAGGUCGUCCUGUGCGUCGACGCCGACACCAAGGUCUUCCCCGACUCGCUUUCGCGCAUGGUCGCGUGCAUGGUUGAGGACCCGGAGAUCAUGGGUCUCUGCGGUGAGACCAAGAUCGCCAACAAGUCCGAGACCUGGGUGACCAUGAUCCAGGUCUUCGAGUACUACAUUUCGCACCAUCAGACCAAGGCCUUCGAGGCGUGCUUCGGCGGUGUCACGUGUCUGCCCGGCUGCUUCAGCGCGUACCGGAUCAAGGCGCCCAAGGGCCCGCACGGCUACUGGGUGCCCAUCCUGGCCAACCCGGACAUUGUGGAGCACUACUCGGAGAACGUGGUGGACACGCUGCACAAGAAGAACCUGCUUCUGCUCGGCGAGGACCGCUACCUGACGACGCUCAUGCUCAAGACGUUCCCAAAGCGAAAGAUGAUGUUCGUGCCUCAGGCGGUGUGCAAGACGAUCGUGCCCGACACGUUCCGCAUCCUGCUCUCGCAGCGUCGUCGAUGGAUCAACUCGACCGUGCACAACCUGUUCGAGCUGGUCAUGGUCAACGAUCUCUGCGGUACCUUCUGCUUCUCGAUGCGCUUCGUCGUGUUCAUGGAGCUGACGGGUACGCUGGUGCUGCCGGCCGCCAUCGCGUUUACGCUCUACGUCGUGGUGCAAGCCUUCCUGCCCAACGUGCCGACGCCGACGAUCCCUCUCAUCCUGCUCGCCCUCAUUCUGGGUCUGCCUGGUAUCCUGAUCGUCGUGACGUCGCGCAAGAUCGCCUACGUGGGCUGGAUGCUCAUCUACCUGCUCUCGCUGCCGAUCUGGAACUUUGUGCUGCCGCUGUACGCCUACUGGCACAUGGACGACUUUUCGUGGGGCGCGACGCGUGUCGUGCAAGGCGAGAACAAGAAGGACAACCACGGCGACGCCGACGGCAAGUUUGACCCCUCGCACAUUGUCAUGAAGCGCUGGGCCGAGUUCGAGCGCGAGCGACGCUGGAAGUCGGGCACGCACUCGCGUGAUUCGACGUACGAUGUGGUGCAGCGCACCGGCUCGCCCGAGAGGUCCGGCAGCACGCGCUACUCGGUCGUGUCGUCGGACACGUUCCACUCGAACCCGUCGGGCCAGCACGACCAGUUUGGCCGCGCGCUGCCCAACCCGUCGUCGUCGAGCGCAUCGCAGUUCGCGCCCGACGCCUCGGAGAUGUCGCACGCCAAGAGCGCCUCGGGUGCGCGGGCGCGGCUGGAUUCGGUGCCGCUGCUCGAGCUGCCGGCACCGCUGGCGACCGACGCCAAGCAGCGAUCGGGUGCUUCGCCACCAGGCACGGUGGUGGUGCCGCGACCGCGCGCCACUUCGCCGUCGAACCUGCCGCACAACUCAACGCACCCGGCGCUCGGCAGCGUGCACGCCUUCUCGCCUACGCAGCACAGCGCCGCUAGACUUCCGACGGCGCCGAGUGCGGGUGUCUACGAGGCCUACCCCCACACGGACAUCGCCGACGACGAGAAGCGACCGAUGAUCGGAUCGACGUCGAGCUCGCCCGAUCCCGAGCCGCGUCGGUACGUGGGCGCAGACGAGGCGGUGCGCCACGGCAACGUCUCGACCGAGCAGCGCUACCCGGCGGUGAGCGAGUCGGCGUACCCGAUGCAGGCCUAUACGGCCGAGCCCGAGUCGGAUGUCUCGAUGUCGCCAAGCGCAGCGCAGCAGCCCUUUGCUCCCUCGGCGGCCCUGCAGAGCCGUCCCUCGACGCGCGGAUUCAGCCUGGUCGACGAUGGUCCCGUAGCAAAUGCACAGGGUGUGCGUCAGGUCCAGCGCGGUGCGCGUCGCUCGCAGAUGCCCAACGCGGCCACAUCACCUUCUACGGCGACAUCGCCAGCGACUGGCAGCCGGACGAGCAACCUUCCGCCUGGAGCAGCGCCGCCCAGCUUCGAUUGA